Messenger RNA from Sitodiplosis mosellana (orange wheat blossom midge), 1382 nucleotides. RefSeq lists its product as uncharacterized. NCBI's taxonomy places the organism in Eukaryota, Metazoa, Arthropoda, Insecta, Diptera, Cecidomyiidae. Bases 514 to 1224 code for a protein of 236 amino acids. The record is from RefSeq and is a predicted model, not a curated record. The transcript has 5 exons.
AGUGAUAAGCCAAGAGAUAAGCCGUGUCAUUGUUGCUCUUACCGUUACCAACAAAAGAACGUCAUGCAAAUAGAAAAGCUUGACUGCGUUACAAAUCCGCAAACCCUUUGAUGUCACAAAUAUCGCGGAUUGUUCGUUCGACAGACGCAAUGUCGUGGAUAAACAUAGAGUAAUGAAUUCCAGCAAUUGGUGGAUUUUUUUCGUCAUUCAUUGCUAGCCAUUGGUGUGAUUGUUUGUUAUUUACGCUAAUUAAUUAGAAUUUAAAAAAAACUGGAAUGGUGGUGUUGGUGGAUGAUUAGCAACAUGAAUUUCCCUAUAUAAAGGCGCUACCAUGCAGGCAAUGAAUCAGUUACAUUGCUACCUUGAAUAUAUCAAUAUCUUUUGAGUGAAUAUUUUACAAAAAAAAGUGAUAUCAUAAAACCUGGUGAAAAUUGUACGAAAUAGUGGCCCAUAUUCCUUUAUAAAAGGAAUUCAACUUUUAGUUUCAAUGACUCAUCGCACGACAAACUAAAUAUGGAUCUGAAUAGCAAUUAUCUGCUGAUACCAAUGGUUUUAUUGGCAUUACUAUCGGUAAAUCCAGCAAUCGCGUCGAACUCGGAGCUUGAUAGUGGUUUCUCUAAGCAGCAUAGAUUAUUUAAUAAAUUAGGAAAUAAUUGGGCUAUGGAGGCUUCCCCACAAAUUGAAGCUACGUUUGAUGAAUCCGAAGACAGAGUCGAUCCAGCCCUACGGUUCUUAGAAGAAUUUUUAAAAUCGCGCAAACGACCGCCAGUGGCUAGUUCUGAAUACGAUCAAUACCCUGAAGGAUCACGAUAUGAAAAUGAAAGAGAAGUUCAGUCCAGCCAUCCGUAUGGCGUGCAAAAUGUAUACGACGCUUCUGUGGGACGACCAUCUCGCUCCAAAAAUCACCGCAGAUCAACAUUCCAAUCUCUUUGUCCGUCCAAAAGGGAAACAGUAUUUUUGAAUAUGGAUCCCGAUUUUGAAUAUCGUCCCGAUUAUUACGAAGAAGUCCGAUGUGCAAAUCCAGUGGCUCACAGUGAAAAUAAAAUCCAAGAAGCGGUAUGCAGUGAAGCUGGAUUUUCGUGUAUUCAACUGAACGGAACACUAUUUUUGACUCGUCGUGCUCGUGGUGAUGGAUGUUGGGAAUCCGAGGCACGUACCGUGGCUGCUGGUUGUGAAUGUAUGUGGCCUAAACAUCAACUAGGAGACAUUAUGGCUCAUCAUUAGACUUUUUUCAACGAAAUUCCAUAACACAACUGUAUUGCUGUUGCAACGAUAAAACAACAAGAGACGAAAAAAAAUAAAAUUCGAUGUUGUAAAUGUAUUUAUUUAUUAUUGAAAUUUUUGUGAGCUGGGAAAUAUAUGACAAAAAAAAAUAAAUGUAC